Messenger RNA from Musa acuminata AAA Group (dessert banana), 1996 nucleotides. Its product is annotated as large ribosomal subunit protein uL30x-like. Lineage: Eukaryota; Viridiplantae; Streptophyta; Magnoliopsida; Zingiberales; Musaceae. The coding region runs from base 790 to 1119 and encodes 109 amino acids. The transcript is spliced from 5 exons. Gene Ontology annotation, biological process: maturation of LSU-rRNA from tricistronic rRNA transcript (SSU-rRNA, 5.8S rRNA, LSU-rRNA). Gene Ontology annotation, cellular component: cytosolic large ribosomal subunit. The record is from RefSeq and is a predicted model, not a curated record. Gene Ontology annotation, molecular function: structural constituent of ribosome; RNA binding.
CCCCAACCCGCCCCCGGGCCGGCGAUCGUCCGUUUCGUCCGCUCGACGCCAUUCCUCUAUCCAAUUUCCUUUUCCUUCUCUAAUUCGAAGGUAACGAGGAUGUCGAUGGAGGAAGCGAAGGUGGUGAUCCCCGAGUCGGUGCUGAAGAAUCGGAAGAGAAAAGCGCAUAGGGCGCUGGCGAAGAAGCAGGAGCGCGAGAACCGGGAGCUAAUCUUCACCCGCGCCAGCAGUACGCCAAGUAGCACGAGGCACAGGAGAAGGAGCUGAUCCGAUCGUAGAGGGAGGGGAGGAUGAAGGGUGGAUUCUACGUCAGCCCGGAGGCCAAGCUUCUAUUCAUCAUCCGCUUCCGAGGCUCCUUCGACUCAGACAGGUAAAGAGUCAAGUCGCCAUCUUUCAGUUUGGUGUAGUUUCACUACUACCCACGCUUGUUAGUGCUAUGUUGCAGACAAUCAACAGUGUAUUUCUGAAAGUUAACAAGGCCACGAUGAACAUGUUGCAGACGGUGGAGCCUUAUGUGACAUGUGGGUACUAAAUGCUAUGCUCUCCGGGAUUCAUUUGUAGCAUUAUUAUGCUCAGUUUAGUUAGACACAAGGUUUGUCGUGUUCGGUAUGGGCGAUAUAUACUUGUCUAAUAGGAGGACCGAUAUAGAUGGUACAUACUGAUUUGUCAAUACAUUCUACCAUACCAUGUGUUAGUACAUCAGUAUAAUUUGGUACAUGUCAAUAAGUUGGUUGGUACAUUGGUACGGACUGGUAAGACAAAUCAUGAUUAGACAUAUUCUAAUAAAUAAUGUGUCUCAGGUAUCCUAAUCUUAAGAUUGUUAGGGAAUUGAUUUACAAGAGGGGAUAUGGAAAGUUGAACAAGCAAAGAAUUCCUUUGGCAGACAAUUCAAUCAUUGAGCAUGGUUUGGGGAAGUAUGGUAUUAUCUGCAUUGAAGAUCUUGUCCAUGAGAUCAUGAUAGUUGGUCCACACUUUAAGCAGGCAAACAAAUUCCUUUGGCCCUCCAAGUUGAAGGCGCCACUGGGUGGCCUGAAAAAGAAGAGAAACCACUAUGUUAAAGGGGGAGAUGCUGGAAACCGGGAGGAUCACAUCAAUGAGCUUAUCAGAAGGAUGAACUGAUUUCUGAGUUUGUUCUGCAUGUGUUUGUUUAUGACAAGAGGUGAAUCAUUUAAAUUUAGGCUUUUAGCUAAGAUUUGACUGGUACCCAAGCUCUGCGGUUUUGAGGCUUUUGAAUCAAUUGUUGGACAUGUCGCAUAUACUGAUGUUUUUAUUGAUCUUUUCCUUCAUAGUACAUUUUCAAUCAUCUCUUGGGUAAUGUAUGCUAUGAAUGUCAUUUGUUGGAAAUUAGUUAGUAUUAACUUUUAUUAUGAAAAUAGCAUUUGUUUUCUCUUAUGGUGCCUACUUUUCAUGUAGUCUUAUUAAAAAAAUAAAGUUUGAAUAUAAUGCUAGUGUUCUGAUUGUGUUUUCUCAUUGUUUUUUCAUUCCCAGUAUGGUCUCUAUGCCUUGGUUUGACCCUUUUAUGCAAGUAAAGUUAUAAAUGUCAAGGACAUGUAUGCUUGAAAACAGGUUGAUGAGAAUUAGGUGAUGGUUGUUGGAACUAUUGAACACUAAUAGAUGUGGCUUUUUUAAGCCUUCAAACUUGGUUAAAUCUGUCAACUGUUGGAUGUACUCCUCUUAGAAAUUAUUAGCUUAUACUUUGGAAACCCUUGAUUAAUCUUGACAAUAUUUGUAAGGAAAUUGUGAUGCAGGCAGGAGAAAAAUGUUCCAUUCCUUCGGGUGUCAAGAACACAAGACUAACCUGAGGCUGUCUCCUUCAUGGGCAUAUUUAGGACUAAACUUGAAGCCCUCCCCUCAGGUUUUGUUUUCUUCCCUGCAGAAUGCAGAGGUUUCCUUGCAACUUCUCAAUGUGCACCUGAAAACACGUAUGUAUGAUAUGUAGAGGAGACAUUUUAAUGGUCAAGGUGAAGUAAUUACAAUGCAUAUAUUCAAAGAACGC